Molecule: messenger RNA, 1317 nt
Organism: Symbiodinium sp. CCMP2592
Lineage: Eukaryota; Dinophyceae; Suessiales; Symbiodiniaceae
Source: the annotation of a GenBank genome assembly
AUGGUGGAAGAUAUCUUCAGCUCCAGAGCUUGCCAGAAGCUUGAUCAUCAACUCCUGUUUGAGUGCAUGAAGCAUGACGAGCUCACUUACCUUUCUGUUGAUGGCACAGUGAAAUGCACUAUGCCGCUGCUUGGCCAGAAAAGGCCUGGUGGCAAAAACAGGCAGUCUGAGCCCUUUUUCAUCAAUGCCACGGAUGCGAUCCACACCGUGGUGACAGUACGAGGACGCUCUGGAGCGGUUGUCGGGUUUUGGCCGCUGCUUUCGGAGAAGGCAGAACACCUGCAGGAGGCGUUCCUGCACAACUUGCCUCAGGCAGCUCUUGCUCAGGUGCAGUGCGUGGCCACAGAUGCGCCGUCCUCCCUCAUGUUCUCCCGUCUACGGUCGAUUAUGCCCAACUUGCAAUGCUUGUGUUUGGAUCCAGUUCAUCUGGCCAUUAAAUACGAGUACGCCACGGGGCGCGGCAGAACCAAGGGCUCUGCGAGUUUGCGUGCAUGCUUGGGUAAAUUCAAUUCUACCGACUCGACGGUAACUGCGAAUCGUUGGGGAGCCUUUUUCACGGGCCAGCGCGCAACACCAUUGUCUGCGCGGGAAAGAACCUUGCGAGAUCAGAUUCUCUCAGGAGGCAUGUCCGCGAGCAAAGCUUCCUCCAUCUUGCAGCAGGCCGAAGCUAAAGCAUUGGCUGCAAUUUCCAAGAUCUUUCGCAACGAGGUUGAGCGGAAGGGAGAGAAAAAGGGCAAGUUUGUGUUUCAACACUUGGCUUACGCCGCCGAAGCGGAGAGACUCGAAUGGUUGCUGAACAAUUUACGAUUUCGGUCGACGCAGCCCAGUGCUGUGUUGAGCCUGUUGUCGUCGGGAGCAACCUCGAACGAAGCGCUGCACGCGGAGAUGCGCUCAUGGCUCCGACAAAUUCAGUCCAUGCAUCAGUCGUCUCUUCUUUUAAAGUGCUCCGUGUUCCGCUUGCGUAAGCUCUUGGAGGACAACACUGCUCUUCAUCGGCCUACGGCCCGACAGAUGACUCCAGGCCAUGUUUUGGCGCGACGACUGGGCCAGAACUUGUGGAGCACAAGAGCUUGGCAGCAGUUUGCCAAAGAAAAGGCUCAGCAUCUUCCGCUGAAGCGGCUUCGAGACCAGCACACCGCUGCGAGGCGCAAGCUCAUCUUACAGAGGGCUGGCAUCAUCAGACGACUCACCGGAAAGCAGCCACAGCCACUACUUGCAGACAGAAGGUGCCGAGUGAAGAAGCGCACUGCUUUCACGUUGUUGCGCACUGCCGGUAUAAUUCGGCAAGGGGUCGCGAAGCGACGUGCGCCAUCGUAG